AGUUACGUCACCAGUCGGUAGGCGGAAAAGCGGUGUGAUUCUGUAUGCAGAGAUAAAGCCAAACCGGCUGUACAUUGUUUUGAAGAAAUCGCACAGAGACGCGGUUUGAAGGUUUAGCUCUGAGCUUCUUCUUCCUCCUGCUGUUGCUGAAGCUGAAAAAGAUGGCGGUCCCUGCGGAUCACACAGAUGUACAGAUGGACAGAGGCGGCCUGAGCGGACAGACAGUUUCCUCUGGAAGCGACAUAGACAUCGACGAGAAAGAGUUGGAAAAUAUCACAAAGAACCACAAAGAGGACGUCACGCUGCCACUGCAUUCACCCUGGACGUUUUGGCUGGACAGGUCAUUACCAGGAACGACCGCUGCGGAAUGUGAAUCCAACCUGAAGAAGAUCUACACAGUACAGAGUGUUCAGAUGUUCUGGAGUGUAUACAACAACAUUCCUCCAGUCACAGCCCUGCCUUUGAGAUGUAGUUAUCACUUAAUGCGAGGAGAGCGAAGGCCACUGUGGGAAGAAGAAAGCAAUGCAAAAGGAGGAGUAUGGAAGAUGAAAAUACCAAAAGAAAGCACUGCUGCAGUAUGGAAAGAAUUGUUACUUGCUACUAUUGGAGAGCAGUUUGCAGAUUACUGUUCCUCAGAUGAUGAGGUCGUUGGUGUCAGUGUUAGCGUCCGAGACAGAGAAGAUGUUGUACAAGUCUGGAAUAAAGAUGCAACUCUUGCUAAUGAAGCAAAUAUCUUGGGAAAGGUCCAUGAUCUCCUCCCGUACAUAUCUUUUAAAGCCGUUUUUUAUAAGCCUCACAUGGACCAUCAUGCCUUUGAGGGAGGACGCUCAAGACAUUAGAUGGUAUUGCACAUUUUUUUUUCUCUUAAAAAGAAACAACAACCCUGGACUCUAUACCUGCCUUGAUGUAAAGGCUCUGUCUGCAGCCUAAUCAAGGAUAUUAUUUUGCAUCGGACAACGAAAUGUUAUCCAUAUAUUUUUAUAACUUUUAAUGACUGAUGCCUUGUUUCUUUUUGAUGGGGGGUGGGGGGAGGGGUCUUAAAUGUCUGAAUUCUUCAGAGAAUGUGUAAUUCCAGGGUAGCUCUCAUUCAGAGUUCAGUAGUUUUCCUGCAAUACUAAACUGCACUGUAAUGGUCCCGUUCCAGCGAUGGACCUCACAAUCUAUGAUGUUGUAUGUUUUAACUGGUAGAUCUGUCCGAUAUCUCUGUUCAUGCUGAUUCUUAGACUUUGUUCAGACCUGGUGUUAACAUUGGUUGUCAGUGAUCUUGUCAUGGCCAAAGUACAUGCUCUGGAUCUGUCCUGAAAUGGCCCUCAGAUCUGAUCACACUAACCACAGUUGGAGGUGGUUUGAGGAGAACCACAAUAUGUUUUUUUUUCCAGUGGUUAAUACUUGUUUUAUGUAUUUUAUGCCAGGUGUGGUCAGUCGUACUGAAGACUAAUGUAAAUACCAGGUUUGAGCGUGACCUUUGAUGUAUCCUAACUCUCUCUUCAUAUUAACAGAUGCAGAAAAAUCAGUCUUCAGUAACUUAAAGGAACUCACAUCUCAGUGCUCUGUAUAUAUUUGCCUCUGCUUGCUUGCCAUGAUGUCAUGAAAUGGCCUCACACUUCAAUACAUGUGGACC
This is a messenger RNA of Solea solea (common sole), 1621 nucleotides long. RefSeq names its product eukaryotic translation initiation factor 4E type 3-like. The transcript is spliced from 7 exons. NCBI's taxonomy places the organism in Eukaryota, Metazoa, Chordata, Actinopteri, Pleuronectiformes, Soleidae. The coding region runs from base 162 to 839 and encodes 225 amino acids. The record is from RefSeq and is a predicted model, not a curated record. Gene Ontology annotation, cellular component: eukaryotic translation initiation factor 4F complex. Gene Ontology annotation, biological process: translational initiation. Gene Ontology annotation, molecular function: RNA 7-methylguanosine cap binding; translation initiation factor activity.